This is a messenger RNA of Trichophyton rubrum CBS 118892, 522 nucleotides long. RefSeq lists its product as uncharacterized. Gene Ontology annotation, molecular function: ATP binding; protein kinase activity. NCBI's taxonomy places the organism in Eukaryota, Fungi, Ascomycota, Eurotiomycetes, Onygenales, Arthrodermataceae. The record is from RefSeq and is a predicted model, not a curated record. The coding region runs from base 1 to 522 and encodes 173 amino acids. Gene Ontology annotation, biological process: protein phosphorylation. The transcript has 3 exons.
AUGCAUAUCACCAAAGGAUUCCCAAUUCUUUCGGAUAUGGGAGAGGCUCGACGUGCAGAAACAAAACAAAGGGGCCUUAUUCAGCCCAGCAUAUAUCGAGCACCUGGAGUGAUGCUGGAUAUGGAAUGGGAUAACAAAGUUGACAUAUGGGGACUUGCGCAAACGAUAUGGACAAUUUUUGAGCAACGCCAUCUCUUUGACAACAUCAACCCUAUAAGAGAGUUGGAUCACGGUCGUAGAUUUGCUGAGAUGAUAUCCCUAAGGGGGCCCGCGCCACUUGAAUUUCUCAAGAGAAGCAAAGAGAGCCCGAAAUACUGGGACGAAAAUGGUCACUGGAAACUGUCAAACAUUUAUCCAAUCCCAGAGCAGUCUCUGGAGUCCCGUGAAAUCCAGCUAAAAGGGGACGAAAAGAAACAAUUUCUUGAGUUUAUGAGGAAAAUGCUGAAGUGGAUGCCAGAAGACAGAGCCGAUGCUCAACACUUGCUCUUCGAGGAUCCAUGGGUACGGGGAGGAAACUACUAA